UUUUAUCUAUAGCCGUGCUAUGCAUAUUUAAAAAAAAUUUAAUUUCGUGCAUCUAUUUGCGACGGGGAUUCCUGAGCAUUACAUUUUCAUGCGGGAAAGUUUUGAGAAAUUCUUCGCUGCGAAAUUAUAUAUGCCUCUCCGUCUCGAAAUAUACAUACGGUCUCGUAUAAAGGUCGGAGUUUUUAUGACGCGUCGUGAGCGAAGAUACGCGCUUAAGGGUUAAUAGGUCGCGCCGAGAUUAGCGGGCCGAGCCCCUUGCUCGACAUGCGAGAGUAAAUAAGAGAAUCGAACACCCCUGCACCUGUCGUUGCACAAGUCGAGCUGCGCCAACAGGUGCAUAUGCGCAGACGCACAUCAUCUUCCGCGACUUUCUUCCGCUUCCCUUGCUCCUUCGCUCUUCUGGCGAUCACGGAUGCAAUCGGAAAGACGAUUAAUCGGUGCAUAUACGCGAUAAUAUAUAUAUAUUUAAUUCAACUGUCCGCGUGAGGGUAAGACGGACAUAUUAUCCCGGUGCAGAAGGCAUUUAUUGUUCGCCGCGAUAUUAUUUCAUACAACGACCGAUUGUUCUUAUCGUCUCUUUCGUCGCGCAAGGAAACUAUGCCAUAAAAUUCAAUAAAACUUGGCGUCGCUCGCAUGCGCGCCAACCCGUUAUAUAUAAUCUGGGAUUAUUUUUUUAAUCCUCCCCUCUCCUCCCUUCACUCGAGUCCCUUUGCGGUAGCGAAAAAGAAAACGAAAUAUGUAUGUACAUACGUAACGCAAAGCGCAGAAUAAAAGAGCUGCGGAUAAAACAGCUGUAGAUCGAUUCAUCGAUAGAAGAGUAAUAUAUGUUAAAUCUGUUGGUCUCAUUAUAGUCAUGAAAAAAGUUAAGAAAGUUCAUUAUUCCCUCAAAAAAUCUUACACAAUUCUAAACUACUUAGAUUUUUUUUGCCGAAGAAAAUUGCGAAGCGAAAAGAAAAUACAAAACAGCAAGCGAGCGAUGAAAAUUUAAAAAGCUUCUUCCAACUUGAAAAUUGUUCGCCGUCAUCCCUGAUGUCGGAAAAGCAAAGCAAAAAAAAAAAAAACGGGGAAAUAGGCGUUUUGCGAAUAAUAAGCGUACUCGAACAGUCGGCGCAGAGAUUUACGAUUCGAUUUUUCCGAAACUCAAUUCCCUCGAAAAUCGGAUAUUCAUCUCCGCAGGACGGCGGGCGUAACAAUCAUCGCGAAACGCUCAGCUGUCAGCUGUUAGCUGCUACCAAUUGACAAUCAUGCAGCGCGUCGUGUUCCCUCCCAGCAGCGGGUGCAUACACACAUACAUACCAACCCCUUUCCCUACUACCCCACGUUGCGGGAAUUACUACCGGCUAUAUCCCAGCGCCAUCCACCCUCUCUCUUCGUGGCACAUCCCUCCUUCUCUCGUUCCUGCAAUCCCCCUUCGACCACCACAAGCACCGUGGUAUUGAUUCCCCUCGCGGUAGCAGCACCUCUUCCCUGUUCUCCAGCGGCAGUCCGGAGCGAAGCGCGUUCGCGGCUGCGGACUUGGUGACACACUCGCUCGUAAGAGAAGGAGAGAGAGAGAGAGAGAGAGAGGGAAAAAGGAGAAAGAAAAAAACAAUAAAGAAGAAGCAUCUUAUUCGCGACGUUCGUUUUCCGCGUCUUCAAAGGAGAAUAUAGAGAAAUUCCGCGAGGAUGACGAGAACCCUCGGCGACCCCGACGAGUGCAGCCGGGACCAUCGAUCGACGGACGCUCGUUAGACGCUUGCUAGAGCCUCGACCUCGUGGAGAACCGACGGCACGACGCAGCUUCUUCUUCUCCCUGUCUCGCAGCAUCCGAAACGCAUCACCGAGCCGGGCGCGCUCGAAGGGUGAAAAAGAGGGAGAGAAAACGGCGCCGUCGACGCGCCGAUGCGCGGGCGCCGGAAGUCGUCGGGCCGCGCGCGACACAUCCCCGGACGACACGUCGCCAACGUCUGUCGGAGGACGACUCGCCGGAGGACGCGGUCUUGAUAAACGAUCCAUCCGAUUCUCGUCGACGCUCUUCGAGCAGCCUGGUGCAACCUGUCGCGCGCGAGACUAGAAAUGUUGUUGAAGCAAUACAUGUUGAUGUUGAUGUAUGCGUGAACCGGAAGUGCGGAGGUGUACCCGAUAAAUUCGACUGUCUCUCUCCCUCCGAUUUCUUGAAAUUGCGCAAUAAUUGCGCGUAGAUAUAGCGAAAGGGUUGUUCCCGCGGGAUAUGUCAUCGGGAUUGACGAGGAAUUCUUGAGUCGCGACGCGGCUCGCAAAUUAGAUUACGAGGCAUCGAUCUCGCAGUUGACGAGAUUCGAUCUCGCACGUGCGUGCGGCGCGUGCAUCUCGACGAUGGCAACAUCAGUCACUGAGUACCUGGACUCUCUCCUUUUCUUACGAUCAGUCCGAGAUUGAUUUCCGCCGCGCGGGAUGAUUUCCGGAGACUCGGGAAUAGGUCAGUCGCGAUUGGCAAAUGACUGACUCCAGUUUACUCCGGAUACGUUAAAGGGGAGGACACUUUAUUGAAAUAUCGCGCGAAGAAUUAAUAUUGUAUACUUGUGAACAAGAGAGAGGAAAUAGAAAAUCAAAAAGUGUGAAUAAAUAUAUCGAGAGGGAAGAAGCCGAAGAAGAUCAGCUAGAUAUCCAAGUAAUAUAUUCUGGAUGGAUGUUGGAGAUUAGAUAAGGAGCGGGGCAAAAGAGGGUAACGCUUUACAGCGCAUUUUUCCACGAGAGAGGAGAAAAUCGAUGCUUUGAGAGGACAUCUAUAGCAAUGUGUGGGAAAGAAGGAAAAUCAGCUGGAGAGGAGCGAGAAAUCAACGUUUAGAGAAGAUAUCUAUAUGUAUAUUUAAACAGAGCAAGAGAGUAUUUUUCUAUGGCGAGUUCGUUUCUAUAUUAUACGAUAUAGAGAGAGAUAACAAAAAUAUCUUAUAUAUUAUCAAUUCCCCUCUUCUCCCUCUUCGCCAAAAAGGCGGGAGUUAAAGUGGCGUCGUCUACGAUCAUCCAGUAUCGUCGAGUUCUGCCAGUUGUGCGCUUCUCGGAUGAGCAAGAAUUCUUGGCAAAUUCUCUUAGAAUAUUCUAUAGAAUAUUAAUAGAAAAUUCUUCUGCGUAUAAGUACCUGCGGACACUUGCGGCGAUUCCUCUCGUCGCUCUCAUGCUUCUACGUGCGUCAUAACUUUGGAGAUUCUUGAGAUAAUUAGAUUGUAGUCUCGUAAAGUUAACGUUAAGGAACUUGACGCAUUUCCCUCUUAAGAAGGGGCUGCAGUUGAUUUUAAUAGUGCAAAAGACGUUUGCCUUAAAAUAGAGGACUUUAUUGAUAACUCGAGGAAAUCGAUUUCCCUCGAGUUCGAAAUAGACUCGUCGUAAAUUUGAUGAACCCGAAUACAUACACGUGAUGAAACAGCUGUUCUGUCGUCGUCCAAUUUUUGCCCCUCAUGGUAAUUCGAUGAUGCGUCGUGUCGUGAGGCGCGUUCAACGUUUAUAGGAUCAUUAAUAUUUCAUCCUACGUAUUCGUAAUCGAGACGCGCUCGAUAAAUUGAGAACCGAACAGCUGGUUGUGUACAUACAAUCGUGACAUCGAGGAUUUCAAUUUCGAGGAUCUCGCGGUUAAGAACCGUAAGAAGUACAAAGCAUUUCCGAAGCGAUACCAUCGAGCUUAUUAUAUCGCGACAAUCGAUCGUAAAAAAAAAAAAAAAAAAAAAACAUCUCACCAAGCCACGUGGGUGAGCCUUCUGCCGUCCGCGAGACAAUAAAAUAAUGCCAUCGGAAAAGGAAGGAAACACCGUGGUCACACAAUGGCAGUUUCGCCCCGUCAUCGGGAAGCCGAGGAUCCCGUCCAACAGUCCUCUCUUCCCUAGAAAUCGUCCGAUCUCGGGCGAUUUCAAAGUCUCUUCCUCGACUCAAAAGUCACCGUUGGCGGACGAAUAAUGGUAGAGCCGAGAUGGUCGAUCAAGUGUACGAAUAGUACCCUGGACCUGCUGGAUCCGAGCGACGAUAGUUACACGGACCUGAAGACGCAGCAUCGGCGACGUUGCUGGAAGUACUUUUGCUGGUGUCGCAGACACACGAUAAGCGUGAUAUGCAUUAACGAGACGCGCAAAUUGUAUUGGUUCAACUGCCGGAACGUCCAGGAGAAGGUCACGUACGGCUCGGGCGAGGGCUAUUAUCACAAGCUACUGCGUUUGGUGAACGGCGCUUUGAGCACCUGGGCGCAACGUUACAUCGACGGCCUAAGCGUGGCGCGUCGCGAAAUUAUGUUGAGGAUCAACGGUAGCGCGGACAACAACAUGAGGCUGCUCAAGGAGGGCUGUUACUGCCACUACCAUCCGCACAUGACGGCGGACGCGUGCAACGCCGAUUUUCUCAGAAGAGUCGUAAGUUUCUGGGCCGGCGAGAGCCUCAGGGGAAUACGCGAGAGGCUCCGCGGCAUGACGAAUAUUACAAAAAAGGUAGAGGACAUGAAUCGCGAAUCUUACAUUUUUUCUCUAUUUUCUUGUGAACGAAUGUUUCUCUCUUGAUAUAUUCGGAUUUAUAUAUAUAUAUAUAUAUAUUAUGUAUUUUGUUCCCGAUCAUAUAUAUUUCCCUGCCUAUAUAUGAGACGAUCGCACCUUGAGAGGAUAUAUGCC
Molecule: messenger RNA, 4604 nt
Organism: Nylanderia fulva
Lineage: Eukaryota; Metazoa; Arthropoda; Insecta; Hymenoptera; Formicidae
Source: RefSeq, a predicted model, not a curated record